Phycomyces blakesleeanus NRRL 1555(-) is the source of this 729-nucleotide messenger RNA. RefSeq lists its product as hypothetical. Gene Ontology annotation, biological process: cytochrome c-heme linkage. The record is from RefSeq and is a predicted model, not a curated record. The coding region runs from base 1 to 729 and encodes 242 amino acids. Gene Ontology annotation, cellular component: mitochondrion. Lineage: Eukaryota; Fungi; Mucoromycota; Mucoromycetes; Mucorales; Phycomycetaceae. The transcript is spliced from 3 exons. Gene Ontology annotation, molecular function: holocytochrome-c synthase activity.
AUGACUCCACCUCCGGGUUGCCCUAUGCAUGAGCCCAAGAAGGAGACUCCUCCUCCUGGAUGUCCUAUGCACAAGUCGGACACACCAGUCACUGAUAAGCUCAAUGAGCUCAACAUGAUGCCUAAUCUCACCCAGGACCAAUAUGCCGACCAGAGCAUGGAAUUGCCCACUGAGCGUACAAUUUCCUCUAUUCCGAAAGCAAAGGAUGCCGACUCAAAGUGGGAAUAUCCUAGUCCCCAACAAUUUUACAAUGCUCUUAGACGUAAAGGCUGGGAAACACCUGAGGAACAUGUUGAGACUAUGGUAGAUAUCCACAAUUUCUUGAACGAAGAAGCAUGGAACGAAGUUUUGAAGUGGGAGUCUAAGUUUGGAUGUGAGUGCAAAGAAGAUCCCUAUUUGUCUCGCUUCCAGGGCAGACCCCAGGAAUUAUCACCUAAGGCUAGAUGGCAUUCUUUCUUUGGAUAUAUAUAUCUUAUAGGAUUCUUUCAAUGUAGUGGUCCCAAGCCCUUUGAUCGUCACGACUGGUUUGUGAACAGAUGUGGCGAAGAGAGACGUUAUGUAAUUGAUUACUACGAAGCUCCCGAAGAAGUACCAGGCGUCCCUGUUUUCCAUUUAGAUAUUCGCCCAGCUAUUGAUAGCCCUGAGGCUGCUUUCUUCCGUAUUAAAGAAGCUGCAAAAGAGAAAUGGGCCCAGUGGUUCUCUAGCCCCGCAUCAAACCAAACCGCCUAA